Molecule: messenger RNA, 5805 nt
Organism: Lethenteron reissneri (Far Eastern brook lamprey)
Lineage: Eukaryota; Metazoa; Chordata; Hyperoartia; Petromyzontiformes; Petromyzontidae
Product: phospholipase ABHD3-like
Biological process (GO): medium-chain fatty acid biosynthetic process; medium-chain fatty acid catabolic process
Molecular function (GO): acetylesterase activity; monoacylglycerol lipase activity
Source: RefSeq, a predicted model, not a curated record
GGGAGGUGGUGACCGGCUAAAGCGGUGACGGCUUCUCAGCCACCACCACCAGUCCACCACCACCACCAUCCUCCUCCUCGUCGUCGCCCUCGUCGUCGUGUCCGUGCCUCGCCAUGGCGAGCGAGGCGUGUGCGCAGGGGCUGCUGAGGCGCGCGGGGGAGCUGCUGCUGCUGCUGCCGAGCGAGGCCCGCGCGGCUCCCGGCGACGAGAAGCCCGCGGCGGCCUCGCCGCUGCUGCCGCUGCUGGUGAUGGGGGCCGCGGCGGCGGCGGCGGUGUUCGCGGGGUUUUACCUGCGGCGCGCAGCUCAGCGCCCCAUGCUGGUGGCGGGCGCCGGGUUCCGCCGCUUCCUGGACGACCACUGCCCCAUGGUGCGUGAGAAGUUCUACCCCACCUUCUGGUGCACCGACGGGCGCGCCCAGACUGUCGUCCGUGUCCUGCUCAAGACGCCGGUCCCCGUGCACUACCGCAACGAGCUGAUCCGCACGGCUGACGGCGGUCACAUCUCCCUCGACUGGGCGGACAACGACGCGAGCGAGCGGCACCCGGACGGGGCCACGCGGCCCACGCUGCUGCUGCUGCCGGGCCUCACGGGCAGCAGCAGGGAGAGCUACAUGCUCUACAUGGUGCGCACCGUCCUCUCCAUGGGAUACAGGUGCGUCGUCUUUAACAACAGAGGGUUCGGCGGGGAGGCGCUUCUGACCCCGCGUACGUUCUGCGCUGCCGACACGGAGGACCUGGAGGCGGUGCUGGACCACGUGCGCUCCCUCCUGCCCGACGCCCCCCUCGUGGGCACCGGGGUCUCGCUGGGAGGAAUGCUGCUGCUGAACUACGUGUCGCGCUCGGGCAGCGAGUGCCGGCUGAGCGCCGUGCUCACGCUGUCGGCGGCGUGGGACACCUUGGCCAGCUGCGACUCGCUCGAGCGCCCGCUCCACUGGCUCCUCUUCAACCGCUUCCUCACCGGCAACCUGCGCAGGACCGUGCACAGGCACCGCGAUGUGCUGGCCUCCAAGUUUGACAUCGAGCACAUUAUGAAGGCGCGCACGAUCCGCGAGUUCGACCAGCGCUUCACCGCUCCCAUGUUCGGCUUCGCGACCAUAGACGACUACUACCGCGCGGCGAGCCCGGCGCACACCGUGGCGGCCAUCCGCAUCCCCGUGCUGUGCCUCAACGCCGCCGACGACCCCUUCUCACCCAUGCACGCGAUCCCGGUGGAGGCGGCGCGGUCGAACCCGCGCGUGGCGCUGCUGGUGACGUCAAGCGGCGGCCACAUCGGCUUCCUGGAGGGGCUGGUGCCACGCGGGCGCAGCUACAUGGACCGCGUGUUUGCCGAGUUCACGCGCGCCGCCCUCGAGCACGCCGGCGAGCUGGAAGAGCUCACGGGCCAAGGGGGAGCAGGAGUUGAAGAAGUUGAACGAGUCGAAGGAGGUGAAGGAGGUGAAGGAGGUGAAGGAGGUGAAGGAGGUGAAGGAGGUGAAGAAGGAUGUGAAGGAGUUGAAGACGACGUAUGGCGACGGAGGAGUCUCGUCCACUGAGUCGCUCGCAGUCUCGCCCGCUCGGACGCAUGCACACGCACGUACUCGCUCACGCGCACAGACACUCACAGGCUCGCACAGACGCUCGCGCAGACUCGCUCGCACACGCACACUCCUGCGCUCGCUCACUCGCUCGCACAGACUCCCGCGCUCGCUCACUCGCACAGACUCCCCGCACCCAUGCACUCGCUCGGUUGCACGCAAGCUCGCACGCUCACUUGCUGACAGACGCUCACAACUCUCACGCCUCGAUUUUCACACCCUUGCACACGCUCUUACUCGAACGCACACGCACGGCCUCUUGCACACCCGCCAGCUCGCCCUGGCUCGCUUGCCCUUGCGAAGCGCACACUCCUUCACAAUGCAGAUGCUCGCACGCACACCCACACACCAACACACACACACCAACACACACAUUCCAAACACACACCAACACACACACACCAACACACACACACCAACACACACACACCAACACACACACACCAACACACACCAACACACACACACCAACACACACACACAUACCCUUGCACGCCCCCACUCCUACACUCGCUCACACGCACACUCUCACUUCGCAGGUCACUCGCACACUCGCUCACACUCUUGACGGUCUUCCACGCCCCUUGUACCGCAUUCUCACACUGAACCCACGCCCGCUCCCCCAUACUUCCAUCGGUGCUGCUCCAUCCGUCAACUCUCCGAUACCACUCGGCUAUUGCUGCUCCUGUUUGGAAGCGUCUGUCCAGCCGCUCGCACACACGCGACACAAACCUGCCUUAACAACAGCGAUAAUUAUCGGUAGAAAUUGGCCUUCGACGUACGUGUGUACGUAGAACUUCUUUUGCCACCGUACGUAGCCAACCGUGCUGAUCGGAGGUGCGGGGGAAGGACAAUGGAGAGGUUGACGGCUUAGAUCACGAGAGGAUCUCGACGGUCAGGAUGUUGGCAAAAUGAGGCCAAGGGAUGGACGAAGAGGGAUCAGCUGCUUGCACAACUUUAAGGAAGGAAGGAAGGGGGGGGGGGCUUGGAGCUGUACGGAUGGGAUCGAAAGGAAGUUGCAGCCAAGAACCUGCCGUUGGGCAGAGGACUUCCAUUUCAAGCCCUUUGACGCGAAUACCAUUCGAUGCCUCCUGAAUUUUUGGCCUUACUGCUGUAAAUGUCUUUCUGUUCUAAGUCGGCCUUCCCGACGGCAGUGCCGGAAAGAGGGAGAGGAGAGCUUUGAUUCCGCGUGCGUGUGUGAAGUGAUGUUGUUGUUGUGACGGGGCUUGCCACCCGUCCCGGUUUUGGCCUGCGCAGUCGCUGCGAGUUGGCCAUGGGGACGACAUUGGCAGCAAGCGGAUUCGUGAGUCCAUUCCAGCUGCGUUUCCCGGUCCAGCCCUGUGCUCGUACGUCACCCGCGCAUCACCGUAUUGUGCAUCGUCGACUGUGGUGCAGGAUUCCGCACUCGGCGCGCCGGGACUACGAUUCCCGCCUUCGGCCGCGGUUCCGCCAUUGCUCGUCGCAUUUCCUUCUUUUUACAAAUAAGCUGCAAAGCGGCCCGAGUUUGGGCUUCCACGGAACCGAACGGGGUGUUGCUAAGAAGGACCGGGAGGUGCAGUGUUAGGGCGAGCCCCCGCUCAGUGCGCGGCCAUGUUCGCACUUUGCAACGCGUCUUCGCUACGUUAGGGAAUACUUGGCAGAACGCACGCACGCACCGUUAUAACGCGGGUUCCGAGCAGUGGACUACUAGCCACUUUCUUGAGCCGCGCGGCUGAGCGGUGCAGCGAUACAGUACGCCGAGUCGUUGAGUAACGUGUUGGCGUACCCGCAGUUGUUUGUGCCAUCUCGCUGCGUGGUGUGCUGAGUGGUAGUACAUCGCAUCUCGUUAUUACAUUAUUUAUGGGGGAAUAGUUUUCGCUAUUUUCCCAUAAAUGUUCCUUUUCAGGAACACAUCUGCAGCGUUAAGCGAUGAGUUUCCGUACACCACUCCUGAACGAGCCCGGUGUUUUUGAGGAUGCGAGGGAGCGGUGAGCGUGGGAGCUUGCGGGGAGUGGAGCUGCGGAGGUUGGCGCACUGCGCUCCGGACCCGACCAACCUGGGUUCGAUUCCCGGCCGCGGCUCACGACGUAUCACUGGCGAGUUGAUAUCGUUCAUGGAAACUGGUACCCGCCUGAGGGGGCAAGUCGUUAGUCCCACAGACUUCUUCACAUGGCCAAUGAGAGUGAAUUCGUCGAAAGCCCGACUCAUUAUCCAGUGGGUGUCGCGUGGUUCACUGUCGUUGACCACUUUGAGACAUUGGAAACGGCUAAAGUCACGCCAGCUCAGGCGGUUACCGACUGCGCAAAACAUAUGCUCACCUGGGCCCACGGACUAAUAUCUGAACGGGUUCCGGGACUUCCUUAGAUCGACUCGGCCUUAAACAAACACGUGGUGCAGCUGUGAAAAAAAAAACCCAGCACUGUGAGAUCAAAAGAAAGUUACAUUUACUGGGCGAUGAGAUGUUACGGCCCUUAAUAGGUGCUUGCUAACGGCAUUGCCUCAACAGGGGGAUUUGUGUCUGUGUGUUUUGUGUGUGAGCGGUGGCGCAGAGGUUAGCGCGCCGCGCUACGGACCCGGCGACCCGAGUUCGAUUUCCACUCACGGCAAACGCCAGUGACGAAUAUCUGAACCGGUCCUGGGCCUCUCUUAGGUCGACUCGGCCUCAAAUAAGUAGCUGGUGCGGUGUGUAAACAUCGCCACUUGGGAGACAAAGGCGCCCGGGCGUGGUGCUGGCCACCCGCCCCCUCGUGCGCCGUGCCGGCCUUCAUAGGUGCUGCUACUCGUUUUAGAACAAGCACUUGCCCCGAACAGUCUGUUACAGGCUACACGGGGGAUCUUUGUCUUGGUGUGUGCCUGCACACUCCAAGUGAACUGGGAGGAGGCACAGCUUUUUCGACACGUGUUACCUCCGUGUUCAUCACAACACGUGUUCAUCACAACACGUGCGUGCAUUAUCGCUCGCCUUGCCCUUUUUAAUCACCAAUCACGCACAGUCCCCCGCUGGCAGGAGCACUCGGAGUCGGCGAGUUAUUAACUCUCGUUUGUAUCGGUAACCCUACACACACGGUACUGGUAUGUACGUGUGGACCCGUUUGUAGACCACAUAUAUAUAACUGUUGCUAAGAAUGAUCAACGCUUUUGUCAUUCCAUUGCUGGAUGAAACCCACUCAUCACCACCGUGUUGGGAGUCAUAAGCGUGGCUUGACCAUGCUUAUCGUGCUAUUAAGAAGGACCAUUGCCCGAAACGUCAACUGAUAUGUGUGUGUGUAAGGCCACAUGGUGUUGUUGAUUGAUUGUUUUAGAUUUUAUUUCUAAUUUGUGAUUUUGUACCGCUGCCAACGUAGCAGCCGCAGCAGCUGUAGUAGCAUCGUGGCUAUAAAAUGUGGUGCCCUCCUAGUGGAGGCUGAGCGUUAUAUACAUCGUGUGUUUAGGUCCAAAAGGCCCAGAACGCCAACCGGCCAGCAACAAACAGCACCUAUCACAGAUGUGCCCGACAAGAGCGUGUCGCACUCUCUCGUCUGAGCUUGUUGUUAAGAGUUUGUUGGAGACUCUAAAGACGACGACGAUGAUGAUGGGAGGGGAUUCCAGAGUGGGGUAGUGCGAGGAAGAAGCAGAAAGAGCAGCGAGGUGACCUGCAGUGUGGCGAGUGAGUGGGUGAGUGGCUGGGUGGGUGAGUGAGCGAGUGGGUGAGUGUUGUCACCUGCAUUGUGGUGGGUGGGUGAGUGGCUGGGUGAGCGAGUGGGUGAGUGUGCUUGCCACCUGCAGUGUGGUGGUCUAACAACAGCACAGAGGAGAUGAAACUGUCUGCGAGACCGAGCCCUCGAUAGAUGCGUCAAGUCUGCGACCACAAACCACGCUUCGCACCUCCCAAGCUAAGCAGGCUUCUAAGCCUGGACAUUGCUAGGGCCGGAGAGGCAACCACCACACACACAACGGGUGUGAUGGGCUGUUCCGGGGACUGAUGGUUGUUAGUGGAGGGCAUGGCAGUAGAAUCAAUUGUUCUGUACUCCUGCUUGCUUCCUUACGGCGGAUGCUCCCCAGCAACCUGCGUGGUGAAGUAUGGUCAAAUCACAAGUAGUCACGCCCUCCAUCUAGCAGCCGAUUGACCUGUAACAUUGCUUAUGCGCCUGAGAAGUAAGCCGUGUUUGACUUGCAGUUUUAUACGAGCACUUAAGAACAUGUUUUAAUUUAAGGUGUAUGUGUGUGUCUUUGUCUUUUAGAGAAUAUGAGCAUAAAAUUUAAGAGAGUGGAA